Molecule: messenger RNA, 3567 nt
Organism: Lodderomyces theae
Lineage: Eukaryota; Fungi; Ascomycota; Pichiomycetes; Serinales; Debaryomycetaceae
Gene: IFH1
Product: Ifh1p
Exons: 1
Coding region: 1-3567 (1188 amino acids)
Biological process (GO): regulation of ribosomal protein gene transcription by RNA polymerase II
Molecular function (GO): transcription coregulator activity
Source: RefSeq, a predicted model, not a curated record
AUGCCGAAAAGUCCUACAAGUAAAGCCUAUCAUGGCAACAACUCAAACAAUGCGAAAGCUACUUAUAGCAAGAACAACAAUGUCUACCUGGCGCCACAAACACAUCAAACACAACAUCAAUAUGGUGGUAAAAACUUGAAAGCGUACAACAAACGAAGAUUUAGUAUUGCCAAUUCAACAAGCUCAUCCUCAUCACAGGAGUAUUUAUCUGAUGACGACGAUGAAUCAGAUAAAACCAGGACUACAGCAGUGGUUACUACAGCAAAUCAACACGGCAACAAGACUGGCACAAAGCAUGUCCAUUAUCUUGAUUCAGAUUCUGACUCAUCAUUGACUGCUAUUUCCGACCACGAAUACACCCAUCCUACGGCACAGCCUGGCAAGAAAUCCCAAGGUAAGAAAGUAGUUGGUGGUGGCAAAAAGGGCAAGGGUGUUUACGGAAGAAAAGCCACACCGAGGAAAUCACUUGGGUUGUCGAAACAAGAUUUACAAAAUUUUGAAAAUGAAGUAGUUGAGAUUACAUCUGGUUCAGAUGAGGAUGAUGACGACGAUAAUGGUCAAGUUGAUCGCUCAGAUUUAGUUUCCGACGUCACUAGAACCUCGAAUGGAGGUAGUGACAACAGCGACGACAAUGACGAUGGCAAUGAGGGCGAUGACAGUGAAGAUGACGAGGAAAAAGAGCAUGUGGCUGGAUUAUAUGCUCUUUUGCAGAACGGAAAACAGUUACGUGCUGACGAUUCCGAGGAGUCAGGGGAGUCCAAUGAUGAUGAUGAUGACGAUGAUGGAUCAGACGGGGAUACUUACAGUUCAUCUGAUGAUGAUUCCGAUGUCGAUUUCGUUAGAUUGCAAAAGCAGCAAAAGGCAAAUUCCUUACAGGCUGCUAGAGCCAGAAAGGGAUUGAAGAAGGAGCAAAAACAGAAGGUUGGAAAAGAUGCAUUAUUGAUCUCAAUUGGUAAUGGGGAGACAAGUAACUCAGACAAGUCAAAGAGCAAAGGCACCACCAAACGUCGAAGAAGUUCUGUCAAGUAUGGGAGACGAAAGUCCGAUGUCAUUUUACCAGAUAUCAAUUUCAAGUUUGAGUUUGAUAAUGUUGAUGACAUUGACGAAGAGAAAGAAGAAGAUGGUGAUGAGAGGAACACAACAAAUUCGAAAUCGGAUAGCUUUGUCAAGACCCAAGUUCCUCCUGAGGAAGAGGAUGUAGGAGAGGAAGUGGACUAUUCUCCAACCAUACCAUUAGACACCAAUACCAGUGGACAGCAGAGUCAACAACAACAGCUGCAGCUGCAGCUGCAUUUUGAAUUCGAAUUUGAUGAGGAUCUUUUGCAUGUUCCCAAGAUGAAUGACAGUGAUGUGAAUUCCGAUGAGGAUUAUGAGAUUGAUGAUAAUGAGUUGUUGGCUACUUUGCAGGCUGAAAAUGAUGUUGAUGAGUUCUUGCUACCGCCAGGGAAUGAUUCUGUUAUUGAAACGUCGGGUGAUAAGUCUGUCGCCAAUUUGAGCAAAAUUGGCAGUAUUAGUGCAGGAGCGGACGAAUCUACUGGUGCUGAUGCAGAUCUUGAAGGUGGUAGUGGUGCCACUGGAGAUGAACGCGACAACGACGACGAUGACGACGACGACGAUGAAAAUGACCCUUUUUUGAAAGAGGAGGAGAAGUUUCUUGUCAAUGAGUUUGAAAAUAAUGGCUUUGAUGACAAUGGUGAUGACAAAUUCGACAGUCAAAAUAUCUAUAAUGAAGAAGAAGACGAUGACGAGGACGAUGAUGAGGACGAUGAUUUUACUUUUGGCGAUAGUGAGUAUUCGACAUCAAAACGAAUAGUGAAUUCGUUCAAGGGUAUUGGUGAAGAUCGUAGUAAACCAAUUGUCCAAUAUGAAAGCAGUGCUUCUAAGGAUAGUGAGUACGAUGAGGAUGAUUAUAUUGACUUUAUUGACUUUGAUGUCCCAUUUUUUGAUGAAAGUGAUGAUGGAAGAGUCAAGAGUGGCAGUGUUUUGUCAUCGCCAAGUAAGAAAAGCAAAAGAGUCCACAAGAAGGGCAAUGGUGCACUUGACGACGAUGACGAUGAUGACGAUGACGAUUCGUACUUGUGGAAUUACUUUUUCAGUUCAGAUAAUGAUUCAUCGAGUGAUGUUGAAAAGGAUACUCUAGUUCAACAUGAAAACAUUGGCAGGAAAAGGAGGAGAGGAAGGAGAAGUAGUGGCAGUGGCAGUGGCAGUGGCAGUGGCAAUAAUAACAAAGAACGGAAAUUGAAAACUACGCAUUCUAAUGUUGAUGAACUAUUUGAUGAAAUUGAUCGUGACAAGACGUUUAGGACCAAGAAACCAGACUUCAAUUCCACCAAGUUUAAAUUCAAGAGUGGACGAGGCUUUGCUGAUCGGAUAGGUGGUGGUUCUGCUGCUGCUGUUGAUAAUGGUGAUGCAGCAGCAGCAGCAUCGGUACCGGGGUAUGCCGGUCAUUUAGGAGAUGAUGAAGGUGGAUAUGUAGAUUACGAAGACGAAAAUGGUUACGAUAGUUCUGAAUCGACUGAUGUUGAUGAAUCAUUACCGAGAAACGCCAAUACCUCACCACAGAUUGGAUCGAAAAAGGCUACAGAGGUGCUUUCGUCGAAAACUGCCGAUUACCGUCCACCAAUGUUGGGGUCAUGGGUGACUAUAGAUUCUAAGCCAUUUGGAAUUAUUGAUGGAAUGAGUACACGGACAUUGCAACUGAGUCAAAGGUCACAAGAACCACGGGGGAUGAGUACUACCACUGCUGAUGGACGUCAUCGUGGGCAACAUCGUCAAAGAUCUCUUUCUCCGGGUUCGCGAUCGGCAUUGGUUUCAGCAACAUCUGCAGCCACAGCGUCGGGGACAAAUAAGAGGAGUAGCGUUGGGUAUAAUGUACGGCAUGGAAAUAUGCUGCAACCUCAAGUACAAAUGGUGCUGGGCGUGAGUAUGAACCUGGGUCUGGGUCUGGGUUUUGGCCAGGACGGUCUACAAGUAAAUUCAGACGAGCUGCUGGUUCUGGUAUUGGGGUUGGAUGAUUUGCUCAAUGUGAGUGAGUUGGAUAACGAUGAUGAGAACGAUGUGAGGAUAUGGCGGGAUUUCAACAAUGCACAGAAAUCAAGGGUUCCUUUGGGUGCGUUUAGGAAUAAGUCGAUACUUCACAAUCAUCAUCACCGACAACAACAGCAACAGCAACAGCAGCAGCAGCAAAGACAGCAGGAGAAUGUGAAUCACUUUCAUCAUCAUCAACAUCAUCAACAAAGAUCUCAGCGUCGUCGCAGUAGCAGCUUGCAAGGACAGAAGAGUCAAUAUGCAAACAAGCAUAGUGCUAGUGCUGCUCAACCGCAAAUACAGCAAGCACUGGGUCCAGCUUAUGUAAAGAGGCGCAAGUCGUCACUAGGACCGUUGGGGGUGGCUGCUGGAGCAGGCAGUGGUGAUAACAGUGGUAACAAUGGUGUUGGUGGUGUUGGUAGUGUUACACCUGGGUAUAGAUCUACGAAAUCGGGACUUUUUAGUGAAGCUGCGUUGGCCAAUGUUGAAGAGAUGUUGGGCGAUGAUUACGACGUGAUGGCUUUGAUUGAGCGGAUGUAA